CUUCAGUUCAUAGUCUUCGGAAGAAAUAUAACGCUCUUCAUCAAUGGCUCAUUUUGGGAAUCAAGCUAAUGCUUUAUUCCGCAAGAACCUCAUAUAUCACAAACGGCAUGUGAGGUCACACUUGAAGGUCAUUCUGUUCCCAGCAGUACUCUUUAUAUUGCUAGGGGUUUUGCAAAGCUACACCAACAAGGCUAAAAGAGAGAAAAAAGGCCCCGUUUUUCCAGAUGAAUUACCUCCUUUAUUGCAAAUUCCUUCUCCCCAAUUUCGUGCGGUGAUGACUGAUUCAAUGCUGUUUCCUGGAUUGCCUGAUGCAUCUUGCAGAGUAACUGGUUCAUGUCCUGCAACAGUACUUAUCACAGGGAACAACAGAACCCUUGGAGAAAGUGUGGCUGGGAAGAUGUUCAUAGAUUCUUCUGAACCAAAUUCAACUACUGAUUUCGAAAUUAUUGCCGAUGGCAUUUUCGGGACAAACUUCAGCUAUUAUAUGACAUAUAUCGGCUUACUCUUUCAUGUUCGACCUCAGUGUUCUGCAGCAAUUCCUUCGCCCUUCAGAAACUCCUCAGCAGAAACUGAUUUAGACGUCAUAUGCGUGGAGGGUUUAAAUUUGUGGCGCAACAGCUCUGCUGAGAUUAAUGAUGAGCUAUUCAAAGGAUACAGAGAAGGAAAUACAGAGGGGAAACUAAAUGAAGUUUUGGCAGCUUAUGAUUUCUUGGAUACAAGUGGAGAAAAUUUCAAUGUCAACAUUCAAUAUAAUUCUACUUAUGAGGACAAUCAUCUAAGUGAAAAACCACAAUUAUUGAGAAUACCACGUGCUGAGAACAUGGUAACAAAUGCCUAUCUCCAAUUUUUACGUGGUUCCGCUACAAAGAUGGUUCUAGAUUUUGUAGCUGAGAUGCCAAUACCUGGCGGCUUCGAAAGGCCAGGCGACAUAUCUACCUUUCUCAAUAUUGUCUUCUUUACAUGGGUCAUUCUACAAGUAUUUCCGGUUAUAUUAUCAUCUCUGGUUUAUGAGAAGCAACGGAAGUUAAGGAUCAUGAUGAAGAUGCAUGGCCUUGGGGACGUUCCUUAUUGGAUGAUUACUUACGCGUAUUUUCUUGUCAUUUCAUUAAUCUACAUGUGCUGUUACUUUGGAUUUGGUGUAUUGACAGGUAAUGCAGUGUACAGUUCAGCUGCUUAUUUCAUGUUUAUACGAGCUGGUUCAAUAUUGUUUUCUUGUUUUACAGGGUUAACAAUUUUCAAGCUGAAUUCAUAUGGUGUCCAGUGCCUCUUUUACUUUGUCUUCACAAACUUGCAAAUAUCUAUGGCCUUUCUAUUAUCUGCAGUAUUUUCAAAUCUGAAGACUGCCUCAGUUGUUGCCUAUACAAUUGUCUUUGGGACGGGCAUCCUGGCUUUUCUCCUUUUCCAGCCCUUAGUUGAUGAUGCAUCAUUUCCUCGUGGUUGGCUAAUUUUAAUGGAAUUAUACCCUGGCUUUUCUCUGUAUCGAGGGUUAUAUGAGCUGUCCCAAUAUGCUCAAGGGGGAUUCAGGGUAGGGACUUAUGGGAUGUUCUGGGAGUAUCUUAGUAACAGCAAUAAUGGCAUGAGAGAGGUCCUGAUUAUCAUGUCAAUAGAGUGGGUGGUAUUUCUGAUUGUUUCCUAUUACUUGGAUCAAAUUUUAUCAUCUGGAAGUGGAAACCGUCGGAGUCUUUUGUACUUCUUGCCAAAUUCUCAAAGGAAGCAUUUAACAUCAUUGGAGAAAGCUUCUAAACAGAGUGCGGAAUCUAGUGUUCAAAUUGAAAACAAUGAUGUUUCUGAAGAGAGAGAGAAGGUUGAACAGUUGCUGGAAAAGCCAGAUUCAAAUUAUUCUGCCAUUUGCUACAACCUCAAAAAGAUGUAUCCAGGAAAGGACGGGAACCCCGAUAAAUUUGCAGUUAAAGGAGUAACUCUUGCCUUACCACGAGGGGAAUGCUUUGGCAUGCUUGGUCCAAAUGGUGCAGGCAAAACUACUUUUAUUAGCAUGAUGACUGGGCUCUUGGAGCCAAGCUCUGGGAGUGCGUAUGUUGAGGGUUUAAACCUGCGGACUCAAAUGAAUGAAAUAUAUGGUAGCAUGGGUGUGUGUCCACAACAUGACUUGCUCUGGGAUACCCUAACAGGAAGGGAACACUUACUCUUUUACGGAAGACUGAAAAAUCUCAAGGGUGCUGCUUUAAACCAAGCAGUGGAGAAAUCUCUUAAAAGUUUUAAUCUUUCCCAAGGAGGAGUUGCUGACAGAUUAGCGAAAAAAUAUAGUGGAGGUAUGAGGAGAAGGCUCAGUGUAGCCAUUUCAUUGAUUGGGGACCCGAAAGUUGUGUAUAUGGAUGAGCCCAGCACUGGACUUGAUCCUGCUUCACGAAAAAUGUUGUGGGAUGUCGUGAAGCAAGCAAAGCAAGAUAGAGCAAUCAUCCUCACCACACACUCGAUGGAUGAGGCAGAAUAUCUUUGCGAUAGGAUAGGUAUCUUUGUGGACGGAAACUUCCAGUGCUUGGGAACCACAGAUGAGUUAAAAGCUAGGUAUGGGGGAUCCUACAUGUUCACCAUGACUACAUCACCAGAAAAUGGGAGUGAAGUGGAAGACUUAGUGAAAAGUCUAUCUCCAAACGCGAAGAAAACGUACCAUCUGUAUGGAACUCAGAAAUUUGAGCUUCCGAAAGAUGAGGUGAAAAUUUCAGAUGUGUUCCUAGCGGUUAGACAAGCAAAGGAGAGAUUUCCAGUCCAGUCUUGGGGUUUGGCUGACACAAUGCUGGAGGACGUCUUCAUCAAGGUGGCAACUGAGGCACAGUGAUCACUUCUUACUAAUAAUCUUAGUGUAUGUUUUUAUACAGUAGCUAGGUUUCAUCUGCUUGUUGAAUCCUUUAUCUUUUGCUUGUAUGAUAUAUGUGAAUUAAAGUUGGUUCUUUCCUAGACAAGAAUGAUUGUUGAUUUAUAUUAAUGAAUUGCUCAUAUGUUGUUCAA
This is a messenger RNA of Lycium ferocissimum, 2967 nucleotides long. RefSeq names its product ABC transporter A family member 7-like. Lineage: Eukaryota; Viridiplantae; Streptophyta; Magnoliopsida; Solanales; Solanaceae. The record is from RefSeq and is a predicted model, not a curated record. Gene Ontology annotation, molecular function: ATP binding; ABC-type transporter activity; ATP hydrolysis activity. The transcript has 18 exons. Gene Ontology annotation, cellular component: intracellular membrane-bounded organelle; membrane. Gene Ontology annotation, biological process: transmembrane transport; lipid transport. Bases 44 to 2797 code for a protein of 917 amino acids.